CUUUCCCCUCCGAACGCCACACCACGCGAAACGGUCUUGAAACCUUGGAGUUUCUCCCUAUUCUCGUCACUGCAAGGGGAGGAGAAAUGAGAGUUUUGAACCAUUCGAGGGCAUUCACGCACAAACAACUACUCUGUACCCUGAUGACGUUCAGAGUUUGACUUCAGGGUUCUAUUCUUGUUGUUGUUGUUGUCUGCCUGCUAGUAACUCUAUCCGUAUCCGUAGUUACCGCCACGCAUCGCCCCAAGACUGACGAAGAUUGCAGUGAUGAUCGUUACUCGCUUUAUGAAUUCUCCGGAUAUUCCGAAAUAUCGUUUAAAACCAAAAUUAAUCGGAAACUGGGCUGCCUCAUCUCAUCCCGUCUCCGACUCUGUCUCCACGUUGGCUCGUCCAAUUUACCGUUGGCUGCUCGCUUGUCUGGGGAGGCCGGAAGGGGAAAACACACAUCUUCUGACUAGACUGGCCUGGCCGGGGAUUAUGCCUGGUCAUAACAUCAAUUCUCAUAACGCGCAAUUCUCACAGCCAAAUGAUCGGCACGUCGUGAUUUGGACGUAUGAUAGACUACAGAGGAUGCUGACAAGCAUUUUUCGCCACAAAUUGCGGUGGAAAGGAUUCUCACCGUUCACAAAAUACAGAUUGACUGACGCAUCAUUGCAAUAUGGAAGAGUGAAGUGGUGGCUCUCGUGCUGUUGCUAUGUAUAGACGGAGAGUUGUCGGUGCACCGAGAUCGUCGUCAAUAAACAGUCCUCCGUGCAUACAGACUGCAAACACACGGAGAUGAUCGAACUGUCAACGUAACAUGAUGGUUUUGGAAUGAGAGGGC
Aspergillus ruber CBS 135680 is the source of this 823-nucleotide messenger RNA. RefSeq lists its product as uncharacterized. Bases 268 to 702 code for a protein of 144 amino acids. NCBI's taxonomy places the organism in Eukaryota, Fungi, Ascomycota, Eurotiomycetes, Eurotiales, Aspergillaceae. The record is from RefSeq and is a predicted model, not a curated record. The transcript is spliced from 2 exons.